This is a messenger RNA of Solea solea (common sole), 4444 nucleotides long. RefSeq lists its product as uncharacterized. Bases 97 to 3630 code for a protein of 1177 amino acids. Gene Ontology annotation, biological process: DNA integration. The record is from RefSeq and is a predicted model, not a curated record. Gene Ontology annotation, molecular function: nucleic acid binding. The transcript is spliced from 2 exons. NCBI's taxonomy places the organism in Eukaryota, Metazoa, Chordata, Actinopteri, Pleuronectiformes, Soleidae.
AUCCUCGAAUGGCUAAGAUGGGAUAGCAUUGGCGCUGCCUGCAACCCUGCCUGUGGCGGGUGCCGUUGUGGAAAGUGCCCACCGGGAGGGAAGGAGAUGACCCUCGCCGACGAAAGGGAGCUUGAAGUGAUAAAGGCAGGCUUAACCUUUAAAGAGAGUGACACUCACUGUAACCAGCCGCACUGGGACGCAAAGUACCCCUGGAAAGAGAACCCGGCAUCCCUUCCCAACAACAGGAAGGCCGUAGAAGCGACGUUCCUGAGGACGGAGAAGCAAUUAACAAGGGAUCCCCUUUGGAAAGAAGCCUACACGAGGCAGAUUCACGAGAUGGUGAAAAGAGGAGCUGCAGUCAAGCUUACCAAGGACGUGAUGGACAGCUGGAAAGGCGCCGUGUGGUGGGUGAGUCACCUAAUUGCACCAAACCCCCAUUCUGUAACCACGCCUGUGCGCCUUGUCUGGAAUGGUAGCCAAGAAUUCAGAGGAGUGAGCCUAAAUAGUAUUUUGCUCAAAGGUCCGGACGUACUCAAUCCCAUCAGAGCAGUUCUCCUCCGAUUUAGGGAAGGUAGACAUGCCGCCAUUGGCGACAUCGCCAAGAUGUACAACUCGGUGUGGUUGGAGGAACAAGAAGUCCAUGUACACCGAUUCCUGUGGAGAGACUCUCCUUCUGAUGAAAUUGAGGAUUAUGCCGUUGUAAGAGUGAACAUGGGAGACAAACCCGCUGGGUGCAUCGCACAAGUGGCCAUGCGGGAGACUGCAAAGCUACCCCAAUUCACCGACAUGGUGGAGGAGAGGAGGGUCAUCGAAGAGGACGCUUACGUCGAUGAUCUUCUCGUGUCACACAACGAUUCACAACACUUAGACAAGAUUCUAGAGAGAGUGGAGAAGAUCCUGGGAGCAGGAGGCUUUUACCUCAAGCCUUGGGUCCGGUCUGGUCAAAGUGGGAGGAAGGACGAGGCAAAGCCCGACCAAAUGACGCUGGUGUUGCCCAACCAGUUGAGGGAGGAGGACAACAAAGCGUUAGGGGUGGGUUACCUUGUGCAAGAAGACAAACUCUUUGUGAUGGCCUCCAUUAAUUUCUCCAAAAGAAAGAAGAAGAUGAGAACCGGAAUUGACCUUACCGAAGGGGAAGUGGAGGAGAAAACACCAAAUCCAUUAACUCGUCGCGUCCUCCUGAGUCAAAUUGCUGGAUUGUAUGACCCCAUCGGUCUGAUAACACCUGUGAAACAGAAAUGUGUCAUUCUAGUGAGGAAGGCUUUCCAGGAAGCUGGCAAGCUCUCUAAGGACACUUGGGAUGAGUCCCUCUCUAACGAACUCAGAGGAAAAGCAAUCGAGCUGUUCAAGGAGUACACCCGCUUAGGGAGCAUCAAGUUCCACAGAAGCCUCACACCCUCCGGCUGGAGGGGCGAGCCCUGGGGAAUCACAUUCUCUGACGGAAGCUGUGAAUCUUACGGCGCUGUACUGUAUCUGCGAUGGGAAACGUCAGAUGGUGUAGUUACCCGGUUAGUGGACUCAAAAGCCAAGUUAACCCCCUUGAACCAGAAAGGUGACGCUGUCAAAGCCGAAACUUGUGGGGCUGUCUUCGCCGCACGCCUGAAGGAAUACAUGCUGAAGCAUGGACGAUUGGCUGUAGAAAAGUGGUACCACUUCAUAGACAGUCAGACUGUGCUGGGAGCCAUCCAGCGAGACAGUUACGGAUUUCAAACAUUCUUUGCAAACAGGGUCGGGGAGAUCCAGAAGGCUGGGCCCGUAACUGAUUGGUGGUGGAUCCCAGGUGAAGUCAACGUCGCUGACCUCGUCACAAGAGGGUGUUCACCCGAGCAACUAGAUGAAAACUCCACGUGGCAGAACGGUCCUAAGUUCCUGUCUAGUCCAGUUAAGGAUUGGCCUAUGAAAUCUGCAGCAACAGUGGCAGCUGAAGCUAGAGAAACAGUGAACAGACUCCAAAGAAAAGCUUUUACAGCGGUCCUCACCAGAACUCAAGCCAAGGGGUCAUUGAAACCUGCUAACAAAGCCACAGACGUUCUAGAACCCGCAGAACUUGAGGCCAAAUCUGUUGACACGAAGGCGAAUGAGACACUGUGGGGAGCUGCGCUCAUAGAUCAAGUGGGUCCGGAAAAGUACAGCUCUCUAGCUGAGCUCUGUGGAGUAGUCGGCUAUACCAGAAGGGCGGUGAAGACAUGGUUGGCUUGUAUAGGGAGAGCCCCUAUCCCAGCAAAGUGGGGGGUGGUACUGUCAGUAAAGGAACUUGAGGCUGCGUUCCACGACCUGUGCCUGGCCGCCCAAAAAGGGGUUGCAUUCCCUGUAACGACACUAGACAGACUCGUCGUCAACAAGGACGAAGCUUCGGGGCUCCUGCGGUGCUACGGCAGAGUCCAAGCCAUCACCCGGGGAAACCCCGGAGUACCCCUGGUCCCAUAUAAUGCCUGGAUCAGCACCCUCCUCACACGGGAAGCCCACGGAGCCAACCAUGAAGGCAUCGCUGGCACACUCCUCAGAGUGAGGUCCAAAGCAUGGGUAGUACAGGGGCCAAGAAUCGCAAGAAGCAUCAUCGACUCCUGCGUGCACUGUCGAAAGACCAAGGCAAGGUUAUGCAGGCAACAGAUGAGUGAGCUUCCUAGUGAACGAUCUGAACCAGCCGCACCGUUUGAGCUAACAGCACUGGAUCUCUUUGGCCCCUACGUUGUCAGAGACACUGUAAAGAGAAGAAAAAAGAUGAAAGUCUGGGGAGUAGUAUUCAGUUGUAUGGCUUCCAGGGCACUGCAUGCUGACAUCGUGGAAGACCUGUCAACGGAUGGCUUCCUAAAGGCGUACCAGCGCUUCACAGCUCUCAGGGGCCACCCAAGGAAACUUUGGUCGGAUCAAGGGACCAACUUCGUGGGCGCCAAGCCAGCUUUAAAGGAGCUCUACGAAUUCCUGAACAACAUCGACAAGGAUCAAGUCCAGAAGAAAGCAACCGCCGCUGGGACCGACUGGUCAUGGGUAUUUCACCCAGCAGACUCUCCCCAUCGAAACGGAGCAGCUGAAGCAGCAGUCCAUACGCUCAAGAGAGCGUUGAGCAACAUCGGGGUGGAAAGUCACCUGACAGCACUGGAGUUCCAGACUCUCCUCUACCUGGCAGCUAAUCUGUCAAACGAAAGACCAAUCGGCGCAAGAGUCCAGGUACAAGACGAGACUGUAGGAGUCAUCACUCCCAACUCACUUCUGCUUGGCCGUGCUGGGCCUAGCGGGGACUCUCGGGGGUUCGAAUACCUGACUUACCCCGUGGCGCGCCUGAGAGCGGUCCAGAUCGAGGUCGACAAGUUCUGGAGGCGGUGGAGCCAGCUGGCGGGCCCGGGCCUCUUCGUUCGACAGAAGUGGCACGCACCCGCAAGGAACGUCACAGUGGGGGACUUAGUGUGGUUGGCAGACCAGAAUGCACUGAGAGGCCAGUUUAGGCUCGGUCGAGUUGUGGAGGCCCAUCCUGAUGCAAAAGGCAUAGUACGAGAUGUGAAGGUGAGGACGUGCCAAAGUUGUCCGGUUUCCAGUGGACAAGGUGGGAAAGGCAAAGAGAAGGAGAGCCGUCCCUCCACCAUCCUUCACAGAGAUGUCAGAAGGCUGGUGGUUCUGUUGCCAGUGGAGGAACAGAAAUAGAUUCCCCACCACAUGAUGGUGUGUUUCGGAAAAAGGGAUCAAGACCCCCCCUCCACCAUCCUCCACGAGAGGUGGUGGUGUGUUUCGGAAAGAAGAAGGAUCAAGACCCCCCCUCCACCAUCCUCCACGAGAGGUGGUGGUGUGUUUCGGAAAGAAGAAGGAUCAAGACCCCCCCUCCACCAUCCUCCACGAGAGGCUGGUGGUGUGUUUCGGUAAAGGGCGCCACUGUGUCGUCAAGGACAAUGUGAAACCUUUAUUUGUCAUUUAUAUCUGUUAUUCAUAUCGCGUGUAAUACGUUCAUACCCAGCAAUGUAGCUUUAAGUACCCAUUUGAAAGGUAAAAAUUGUGUGUGUAAUACGUUCAUACCCCGCGAUGUAGCUUUAAGUACCCAUUUGAAAGGUAAAAUUGUGUGUAACGAGUUCGUACCCAGCGAUGUAGCCAUUUCGAAAGGCAAAAUUUGUGGUUGUUGUGGCCUACUUGGAUUUAGGAAUCAGUAGGCCAAGUGGGAGGUGUAGAACUUUCUAGCAGGCAAAGCUAUUUGUCUUUCAUUCUAUUUGUCUGUUCAUUGUUGUAACUGGCAUCAAAGCACCGUUGCCUUUAAAGUGCCUUUAAGGUGCAUCGUCAAAGCCAUGUUUUGUUAUAUAUUGCCUUCGUAUGCGCCUUUGUAAAGCUAUCUAUCAUUAGAACCUGUACGACUUGUCGGUUUUACAACCUAACUGACUGUCUAACUGACCGUCUAACUGACUUCAAACUAACUUCAACUUAACUUAACUGUUGCUUAACUGUGUAUGUGGAAUAAACCUUCAGAAAGACA